GAACCGAAGGAGACAACUGCCAAGGAGAAAGGCACAAGCCGCGUUCACCAUGGCUGAAACAAAGGCACUUCUGACGCUAGAAAACUUCAUUAAUGGAAAGUUUGUACCGUGUAACUCCUAUCUUGAUUCUUAUGAUCCGUCCACGGGGGAAGUAUAUUGCAGAGUGCCAAACAGUGGGAAAGAAGAGAUUGAAGCCGCAGUGGAGGCGGCCAGAGCAGCCUUCCCCGGCUGGUCGUCCCGGAGCCCCCAGGAGCGCUCGCAGGUGCUGCACCGGCUGGCAGAUCUGCUGGAACAAUCCCUGGAGGAGCUGGCCCAGGCAGAAUCCAGGGACCAAGGGAAAACCCUAACACUGGCCAGAACCAUGGACAUUCCCCGGUCUGUGCAGAACUUCCGGUUCUUCGCCUCCUGCAUCCUGCACCACACGUCCGAGUGCACGCACAUGGACCACCUGGGCUGUCUGCACUACACCUUGCGGGCCCCGGUGGGGAUCGCUGGUCUGAUCAGCCCUUGGAAUUUGCCACUCUACUUGCUGACCUGGAAGGUGGCGCCGGCCAUCGCGGCUGGCAAUACCGUGAUAGCCAAGCCCAGCGAGCUGACGUCAGUGACGGCGUGGAUGAUGUGCAAACUCCUGGAGAAAGCAGGUGUCCCACCAGGUGUGGUAAAUAUUGUGUUUGGAACAGGGCCCAGCGUUGGCGAGGCCCUGGUGUCCCAUCCAGAGGUACCCCUCAUUUCCUUCACGGGGAGCCAGCCCACGGCUGAGAGGAUCACACAGCUGAGUGCCCCGCACUGCAAGAAGCUGUCCCUGGAGCUGGGGGGCAAGAACCCCGCUAUCAUCUUCGAGGACGCCAACCUGGAGGAGUGCAUUCCAACGACUGUCAGGUCCAGCUUUGCCAACCAGGGCGAAAUCUGCCUCUGUACCAGCAGAAUCUUUGUCCAGAAGAGCAUCUAUAGUGAAUUUUUGGAGAAGUUUGUACAAGCUACCAGAAUGUGGAAAGUUGGCAUUCCCUCUGAUCCAUCGGCCAGCAUGGGAGCUCUGAUAAGUAAAGCUCAUUUGGAGAAAGUCAGAAGUUACAUCAAGAGAGCCCAGUUGGAAGGGGCCCGGAUUCUGUGUGGUGAGGGGGUGGACACGCUGAGUCUCCCCCCCAGGAAUCGUGCAGGAUACUUUAUGCUUCCCACAGUGAUAACAGACAUUAAGGAUGAAUCUUGCUGCAUGAAGGAAGAGAUAUUUGGUCCAGUGACGUGUGUCGUCCCCUUCGAGAGCGAAGAAGAAGUGAUUCAAAGAGCCAACAGUGUUAAAUACGGGCUGGCAGCCACGGUGUGGUCCAGCAACGUGGGCCGUAUCCACCGGGUGGCUAAGAAAUUGCAGUCUGGCUUGGUCUGGACAAACUGCUGGCUCAUCAGAGAGCUCAACCUUCCUUUUGGGGGGAUGAAGAGUUCUGGGGUAGGUAGAGAAGGAGCCAAGGACUCUUACGAAUUUUUCACUGAAGUCAAAACCAUCACCAUUAAACACUGACCCUGGCUAGUGGAGAAGCCAUGGUCCACGGCCGGCUGCAGAGAAUCAGUAGCCCAGUGCAGCGAGCAGAUAUCCCGGCA
Molecule: messenger RNA, 1593 nt
Organism: Lontra canadensis (Northern American river otter)
Lineage: Eukaryota; Metazoa; Chordata; Mammalia; Carnivora; Mustelidae
Gene: ALDH8A1
Product: aldehyde dehydrogenase 8 family member A1
Exons: 7
Coding region: 50-1513 (487 amino acids)
Biological process (GO): retinoic acid metabolic process
Molecular function (GO): retinal dehydrogenase (NAD+) activity
Source: RefSeq, a predicted model, not a curated record